This is a messenger RNA of Daucus carota subsp. sativus, 2158 nucleotides long. RefSeq lists its product as uncharacterized. Lineage: Eukaryota; Viridiplantae; Streptophyta; Magnoliopsida; Apiales; Apiaceae. Gene Ontology annotation, biological process: box C/D snoRNP assembly. The record is from RefSeq and is a predicted model, not a curated record. Bases 184 to 1875 code for a protein of 563 amino acids. The transcript has 9 exons. Gene Ontology annotation, cellular component: nucleus.
AGAAUAUUCCCCUUUUUUUAAGCGAAAGACUCCGGCAAGAGAGAAGCGAGGAAAAAACGGACUCGCGAGCUGAACUGAAUUGAGUUCACCAUUAGCACUUCUGCUAAAACCCUAAACCCUUAGCUACUCUUUGCCAUAUCUGUCUGUCUGUGUAUAUCAUAUAAUCAUACUACAAUUCAUACGAUGCGCCCGGUCUUCAAUCCUCGACCUAAUAAGCAGGUCAUGGAAUCUAAUAACAAGUUUCAGACAAACCCCACUAGUUUAUUGCCUCAAAUGGGUUUAAUCAGCCCUUCAAAUUUGAACAACAAUAAUUUCUUGAAUCUUCCUAAUAAUCAGUUUUUCCCGAAUGGUAUGUUACCUUUAGGCCAGUUUCCGAAUGGGUUUGUUCCUCAAAAUUUUAACAUGGGUAUGAAUCAGUUUAAUUUGCCUCAGUUAAAUGGCCAGAUUUUACCCCAAAAUUUGAUGAACCAGGGUGGGGGUAUUAGUUUUCCAAAUGGGCAGUUUUUUGUGCAGACUCCGAUGCAAAAUAUGGGUCAAUUUGUUCAAAUGCCUAUGGGGUUGAGUGCACCUUUUCUUCAAAAUCAAGUUAGGGGUCCCCAGAAUCCAGCCUUUAACGGUAAUCAACAGUUUGGGGUGUUGAAUUUUAAUGGAGUCUCAGUGCAAAGUAAUCAACAGCAGAAUGCAGCUAAUGGUAAUCAGCAGUUACAAGGCAACUCGCCUGUGCAGCCCCCUUUUGGUUCGGUUCAAUCCCAGCAAACUCAGAAUUUGCAGCCUCAGGUUUUUAAUAACCAACAGGGCAAUCCAAGAAACGAUAGUGUCAUUAACAAUGUGGCUAACAAUGGGAGAAAUUCUCAAAGCAGGAACUUUGGAAGGCAUCCAAGACAGGAUAGAUCACCAGGAUUUGGAAAGUCCCAGAACCAUCACGUGCAAAAUGGCAAAGGAAAAUUCAAGAAUGGACGUGGGGCAAAAUCAGACUUGUCAUGUCUUAAUAGUACGUCUCGGCCAAUUUACAAGUUGCAGUUCCCUACUUUAGAAAGUUAUCAAAAUGAAAGGAAAUUUGGUCUUCCUGAUCCUAGCAAUGGAACUCAGGUGGAGAAGAAAAAAUUUCUGCCUCUAAACUAUACGGAACAAGAAAUCAAGCAGUGGCGUGAAGCAAGGAAAAGACAUUAUCCAUCAAAAAGCAAUAUAGAGAAGAAAUCUAAGAAAAAGAUGGCAGAGUCGGAGCUUGCUGAUACAGAGGCCAAGUUAAGGCGUCAGCAACUGAAAGAAGUUUUGGUUAAACAAGCGGAGUUGGGGUGUGAGGUAGCAGAAAUACCAUCACAUUAUCUCUCUGACUCAGAGAAACAGGUUUACGGAGCAGAGCAAAAUCGUGCAGCAUUUAACAAGAAGGGAAAGUUCCGAAACAGGCCCAAUAGAAGAGGAAAACGUGAAAAUGACAGGUUUGCCAAGAAGCAAAGACUGUCAAACACCGAUUCUACCAGUACGAAUGAACAAAACGUCUCUAAACAAAUGCAAAGAACAAGAAACAACAAUACAUCAGUUGUGCAGAAGAGGGAACCGAGUCUUCUACAAAAGCUCCUAAGUGCAGAUAUCCGGAGAGACAGAGGCCGCCUGUUACAGGUCUUUAGGUUUAUGGUAAUGAACUCGUUCUUUAAAUACCAGCCGGAGAAGCCCUUGAUGUUUCCAACCGUAAUUGUUAGAGAAACCGAAGGCGAGGGCAAACCCUUGGAGCAAAAACAUUCACAUGACGAAGAUGACGAGGAAGAAGGCUCUGAAUCUCAAGUGAAUGAAAUGGAAAUUGUGAGGAAUGCAGAAUGUGAGGUUAACGAGGCUUCUGCAGAAGCUCAGGAAGAAGAGGGAGAAAUCGUUGACUAGUUUUGUUUUUGUGAAAAGUUAUAUAUGUUGUCGUAAUUUCCUUAUCAUCACAAAUGUUAUAACGCAUCAACUUUUACAUGACUGGAGAUCCCUGGAUCUCCUGCCUCCUGGCCCCUGGAUCGCGUGUGUUAAAAUUUUAGUUUGAUUUAGUUAGGCGCAUGUUUUCAUGUGUUCUGAGAUAUUGAAUACCCGACCUGGGGCCUGAGGCUACGAGGGAAAGGAGUUUGCCGCCUGGUGUCUAAAAAUGCUUAGAUUUAAACUAAAUUUUUUGUUGCUUGGAUUA